Lineus longissimus is the source of this 1829-nucleotide messenger RNA. RefSeq names its product aquaporin-5-like. Bases 453 to 1349 code for a protein of 298 amino acids. NCBI's taxonomy places the organism in Eukaryota, Metazoa, Nemertea, Pilidiophora, Heteronemertea, Lineidae. The record is from RefSeq and is a predicted model, not a curated record. Gene Ontology annotation, molecular function: water channel activity. Gene Ontology annotation, biological process: water transport; transmembrane transport. The transcript is spliced from 3 exons. Gene Ontology annotation, cellular component: plasma membrane.
CCCUCUAGGUGUGUCCCAUACGCCCCGUAACUUUUCAAUUUGAAUUCGGCAAGACGUUGAGAAAGGCAAACAACGAACAGAGAGACCAUCAUUAGGAUCUAAUAUUCAUACUGGACUUUCAUCUUUGGUUCGGAUCUUGGAGACAUUCUGUUAGUGGUUCGCACUUCGAGACUGAAAUUGUGUAGUUGUAGAGUUGUAAUUGCAGACGUCUUAAUUUGUGCCAUUCCUCAUUUCUGGACCAAACAGCUUCUCUCGUGGCGAUCCCUUUUUAAAAUUUAAAAACAACCUCCUUGAGUGCUUAAAGUCUGGUAUUCAUACUCCUCAUCAAGACUUCUUUACCUUCGAGGUUUUGCCGAAGUAUUGUUUAACACCACAACCUGUCACCAAUUCAAAGCAAAAUUCCUUCCUACGACGUGCACAGAGAGACUCGUCGCGAGCUUGGGUCUUUUAGAAUGACCUCUUCAUCUUGCAUCGAGCGGUGUCGUCUGCUGAGCAGCAAAAGAGACGUCCAAAACAGCAAAUGUUGGCGGGCCAUCGCAGCCGAGUGCCUUGGGACGAUUUUGUUUGUAAUGCUGGUCACAGGCUGCAAUGUCUUCAUGGGAGAAGUCCAGGUCAAGGAUGUAAAGUAUCUACAGAUCGCGCUCGGAGAGGGCCUAGCAUACGCCACCAUGAUCUGGGUCUUCGGCGCUGUGUCUGGUGGACAUUUUAACCCAGCAAUCACCCUUGGUUACUUGUUCACGCGGCGGAUCAGCCUGUUCAAAGCAAUGGCAUACAUCAUCAUUCAGAUUCUCAGCGGAAUCGUCGGCGUGGCCAUCGUCAAAGGAAUGACGGCAAAAAAUUACUGGGUCGCUCAAGCCGCGACUGUUAUUCACAAGAACAUCAGCCUGGGCCAGGCUUUUGGAGUGGAGACCAUGAUCACAUUCGUAUUGGCUAUGGUGAUCUUUGCGGCGUAUGAUUACAGGCGGUACGACCUGAAGGGAUCGGGGCCGCUGGCCAUUGGUCUCGCCGUAGUCGUCGGGAACCUUUUUGGGGCGGCGCAAACCACAUCAAGCAUGAACCCGGCCCUAUCACUGGCUGCUGCUAUCUUCACCAACAAGUGGACAGAUCAUUGGGUGUUCUGGGUCGGUCCUAUCCCGGGUGCCAUUGUUGGCGCACUAAUCUACGACCAGAUUUUCGCCACAAACGCCAGCGUCCUCCGAGCGAAAGCCUGGUGGUGCUGCUGCCAUUACGAACCUAACGACACACGAGACGACGAACUUGAUGACGUACAAAAGGUCAACACAAACAACGCUAACAUUAGCAUGCAGACGAUCACCGAGACCGACGGCCGCGUUAUCUAUCGUCUGUGACAGGUAGUCAAUAUGAAAACGCCCAAGUCUAGGAAAAGCGUUGUGGAAUUGGAAAUGUCCUCAGCUGCUGAUAUGGGUCCGGUAAACUGUGAAUAAGUGUGCAGCCUAUAGUCACGCAGGGCGUCAUUGAAGUCUUUUAUUUAAUACUGCAACACCCAUUCAAAUUAACUUGUUGUUGUCUGCAUGGUAAACAACUUCUGUCCUUUUUGAAUCCUUGCCGAUAUCCAAGCUUUGGCGAUCUGCUGGCCGAGUGAGAAUCCCAUCAACCUAAACUUAGUUCUGGCAAUCUCAAGAUGAUUUGGAUGCAACCGUGGGAGUAAGCUAUCAGAAAGGGCUGGUAUUCGAAAACGAGUCAGUGGUAUAUAUACGAACAUUUUUUAUAAUUAUUUGCUCUUGUAUGAGUUUAAAAGGUGUAAUGAAAUGUAAGGAGAACCUUCCGUAUAACAUAUUUAGGAGAGUCAGUGUUACUGAUUGACGGAG